GACAUGAAAUAACCGCCCAACCAUGAAGCUGGCAACCAUCAAGCCACAAUUAUGAAAGCAGCAUGCAUCUCUUUGAUAUCCAGAGAGUCAUGCCUACGAUAAUAUUGUCCGCCUUUCCUUUUUCACUCCUUGAUAGUACACGGCGCCUGUGAAUUCUGCCGUCAUGCAGCAACAUCGCCAGCCGGGGCUGGCAGUGGUCAUCCAGGGCAAUGGCACAAGCUCUCGUGCAUCCCAGCGGCUUCCCCGCCCGCUCUCUGUGGAUGAAGCAUUACAAUACUCUCCUAUGACCAGCGCCCCGGUGUUUGGACUUGACUCAAUAAUGCGCCCGGAUGUUGGCCAACCUUCUCUUUCAGGAUGGCCCCGCCCUUACGAUAGUCAGGUCGCUGGAAGGAUCACUGAUAGUCUCGACAACGAGACACAAGCCAGCUCUGGAUUGGGAGAGUCGACUCGUCUUGAAACUGCUCGCGAGUACCUACAACAGCUCUUGAGGCAGGACAACCUAACAGAUUUCAACUUCAAGGUUCCUCCCUCCCUUCGUUCCGACUCUUCUCCUCAGAAGAAUGGUGAAUCUUUGAGCCGCAGUCAAUUAGGUCCCUUUGCAAAGUUGAUAUUAGAUUCCACGGAUGCAACUUUUCACUAUUCAACUCCGACUACUACAAACCCCGAAAAACAUCACCAAUCCUCAAACACGCUUCCCACUCCUCUCUCGUCGUCGAAACCGCCAUAUUCUGCCAAUAAAGAAGACCAAAUGCGCCAGCAGUUGGAGAAACUGAUGAAACCCAUGGUUAUAAUCCCUGGUUUAGCUCCAUCGUCUAACAUAGAGGACUUUAAAUAUGUCUCGGGUGAGGGAUCGGCUAAGCGCAGGAAACUGGACUCUAAUAAUGAGGAGAAACAGGACCCUUUGCCCCUCAGAGACCAAAAGGAACUAUCAGAUACCGCCUUGGUUAAACUCCAAAGUCUCCUGCAUGAAAUAUUCGAGGCAGAAGAGCAGCUGCUUCCAGAUGCACCUCUAGACGCCCAGGCGGGCGGCAAGUUCUUUAAAUUCCCAAAUACCAUUGGGGAUAUUGGUCCAAUACUGUCAUCCGAAACUCACGAAGUAGUCUCAAAAGCGCUUCAAAAGGUGUCAGAUUAUCGUCGUCUCGGCGAUAUUCCGACUGAAUACAUAAAACACAUUCAAAGGCUUUGCGAAGCGCCUAUUAUGGCAGUUCAGUCUGCAGAUUUCAAGUUAGAAAGUCCACCAUCAGAUACUGAUAUAGAAAGGUGGAUUACACAGUUGGAAGAUGUGCAGAACGCACUGCUAGCAAUAAUAACGCUACUUCAGACGAUGCCAGGGAAUCAAAGUACGAAGGAUCUGUGCCCUGAAGACUUAAUUCACGCUAUUCCGACAGCGCUGGGCCAGGUUUUUGAUCAUUGUAUCAUUCCUGUUGUUGAAUGCAGAUCCAGUGGCAAGGAUUCCACGCAUUUCCAUGUCUUUUCUGCACAGAAGCAAGUCAUAUCGAACGUAAUACACCAAACGAAGAGAGUAUUAUCGCGACUUGCCGUGUUUCUUUCAAAUGUCGACCUCGCAGAAGGGCCGAUUACUGCGAUAGAAUUUCUUGCCGCAAGGCUCAUAUUCGUGGAAAAUGCCCCCAACGAUAAAGAGUCCGCCAUAGGAGUUCAGAAGUACGAGGCUUCAAGGCGUGCUGCUAUGGAUGUACUCGCAAAAAUCUUUGCAAAGUAUCCCGAGCAACGUCCUUUUAUUCUCGAUGAGAUUUUGGUGUCCCUAGAAAAACUGCCGUCAAACAGGCAAAGCGCGAGGCAAUUCAAACUCAUUGAUGGAAAAAGUAUCCAGCUCCUUUCUGCAUUGGUGAUCCAGCUUGUCCAGACGACUGCCCUUCAACAAACUCCGUCGCGGUUAACAGUGGCGAAAGACUCUUUGCAAAAGGCAACAAACUCACUCGAUGAAUCAGAUGAGGAGGAUGAAGAGGACUCUAAUAAUGGGAGUGAGAGGAAGACAUCACCAAUAAAACAGCUCUCUAAACAGGUUGAGCUACUGUAUGACAACGCUAUCCAUAGUGCACAAUACGUGACGAAAUUCAUCGUUCAGCGGGCGAUGACAUCCACGAAGUCGGGAGAUCAGCCUUAUCGAAAUCUCUUAGAUAUUUUCACCGAAGACCUGAUAAGUGUGCUAGGCUCCACUGACUGGCCUGGCGCGGAGUUAAUCCUAAGGGUUCUCGCAUCGCAGAUGAUUACUAUCGCGGACCACGACAAAAGUUCAGCGAAUGCAAAAAAUAUGUCCCUUGAAUUACUUGGAUGGAUGGGUUCUGCCAUCUCUGACCUGACCUCCACAGCACAGCACUUGAGCAACACCCUUGAAGAUGGACACACUGACCUAACAGAUCAUCUCCGCAAUUUGUUCCAUGAUUAUUCGAAUCGCGCUCUCCACAUCCAGGACAUAGUAUCUUUACAUGGGCCUUAUCGAAUGACUCUUGAAUAUCUGGAGGAGGGGGACCUUGGUGGCUGGCAACUUUCUAAUGCCCGAGGUUACCUCCUAGCGCAGUGGGCAAAACUGGUUUGCAGCGGGUAUGAGGAUUCAGCUCAGGGGGAUUCAAAGAAAAAUCCGCAAGGGGCUGGUAAACUAGCCAAAGCCUUGAGUCAUAUACUUUCCAACCCAAAAUGGCUCGAAUCUAAUAGCGCGUUUGACCGUAUCUCGACUCAGCAAGCUCGGUUUGCCUAUCUUAUCAUAGUCCUGAGUAGUGGUUUCUGCAAAGGAUUCGACACAAUUGUCAAAGUGCUUCUCAAUUCAAUAACGAGCGAUCAGGCUAAAGUGAGAAGUAGAAGUUUAAAGAGCGUCAUCCACAUGCUUGAACGAGAUCCUAGCCUGCUUGACCGGGACGGAUCGGUGAUAUCUUUGAUUCUCAGAUGUGCAACCGACUCAUCGCCUAUGGUUCGCGACUCCGCUCUAAGUCUAAUUGCGAAAUGCAUGUUCCUGAAACCAGGCCUUGAGGAGAAUUGUUGCCGUGCAAUUUUAGCUUGUUCAUCUGACCCAACUGUUGGCGUUAGAAAGCGUGCUAUUGGGUUGAUGAAAGAUGUCUAUAUCCAGACGUCUAAUCGAGAAUUAAAGCUCACCAUUAUCGAGCAGUUACUGCUAAGAGUAACCGAUUACGAAAGCAGCGUGGCUGUUCAAGCGCGUCAAGCUCUAGAGGAGAUUUGGUUUUCGCCAUUGCAUUCGUCUUUCACCGAAUCAACCCAAGGCACUCCACAAUCGAAAGUUUCGUUGAAAAACCUGAUGAAUCUUAUUGUUGGGUCGGUGCGAAGGAACGAGGGUGUCAUAGCAACGUUCGAAGCUUUUGUGAAGGAUGAACUUUCCGCUGAAGCAAAAUCCGCCUCGUUGAAUUUUAAUGUCUGCAAGGCUGUGGUUGCUGCCAUGUUCGAUCGUAUCAUACACGAUUCGGACAAGACAGACAAACGAACGCUACAGUCACUGCUACAAUCCAUUACUGUCUUCGCGAGGGCGAAUGCCAAGCUGUUCACCUCUGAUCAGCUCGAAACUCUUCACCCCUAUAUUGGCCAUCUCUCAAAUGCUGACGAUCUCAUGUUAUUCCGAUCUGUCGUUGUCAUUUACCGAUGCGUCUUACCAUAUUUAUCGACGUCUCAUAACACUUUACUUAAAGACAUCCAGAAUGACCUUUUCAAGAGCGUGUCGAAGUUGGCGAGGACAGAGCUUAAUGAAGUAAUGGCAUGUCUUUGGACGAUCAACGGUGUUCUACAAAACACUGAGCGCUUGGUGAAACUUACGAUUUCUGUUCUAAAGGGUAUCAACCAAGCCGUAAGUGCCAAAGUAGAUCCCUCUACCAGCGCCGAUGUACUCGGACGAGUCAGGAGCUAUAUACGGAUUGCCGGCUGUGUCGGAAAACAUUGUGAUUUGGAGUCAUUCCUGGCCUUUUUCUCACAGUCGUUUCCUCACAUGAAGGCAACGUCUGUGUCUGGUUUAAUGGUCGACUUUAUAUCGCCGUUCGCGUCGUCUAAAUAUCCUCGCGAAUUAAGGGUCAUGGCGCUCGAAAGUUUGGGAGCCAUUUGUGAAACAUGGCCGGCCCAGUAUAGCCGGGAACCAGCGAAGAUUGCAUUCACCUCUGUGUUCGAAGAAGACAGCCCAGAUUUGCAAAACAUUGUCCUGAAAGGGUUUUUGGCAUUUUUCUCUAUUCACGAGGGAAAAUCGGAGAAGUUGAUCCAAACUAAAGAUACCAACGGUGAGAGCGAGGGUUCUACGCGUCUUGGCGGUUCUUUGAAGGCUAGCGAAAACGACGGCGCAGCAGCAUUGAUUGCUCAACACUUCUUACAGCAAAUGCUUCAUGCGGCUCUAUCAAAAGAAGAUUCCCAUGCCUUAACUGCAAUCGAAUUGAUCGCUAGUAUAAAUCGACAGGGUCUCAUCCAUCCGAAGGAGUGUGCUGGGGUUCUUGUUGCUUUAGAGACCUCCACCAAUGCCAGCAUUGCCAACGUCGCUUUUGAAACGCAUAAGAUGCUUCACCAGCAACAUGAGUCAAUGUUCGACCGAGAGUAUAUGCGGGCCGUUCAAGAUGCUUUCUACUACCAGCGAGAUGUGGUCGGCGACCCGACCGGAGCUUUGACCCGCCCAUUCACAGCUAAACUGGCAGCCCUAUUCGAGAUCAUUAAGAUAAGUAACAGCAAAUAUCAAAAGAAGUUUUUGACGAAUCUCUGUUCGAAGGUUGAUUUUCAGCCCCGCGCACUUGACGUAGCCGGGAGUCCACCGGAACAUAUGUUGCUAGCAAGGUUUGUAUGCCAAAAUCUGGCCUACUUCGAUUACGCACAGAUAGGAGAGCUCCUUGCCACUGUUGCAUGCAUGGAACGCAUCGUUGCGUCAACUGGCACCACUGUGGCUCAUGCUAUCGAAACAGAUAUAUUUCCCGUGAAAAUUGAUUGCCCAAACGAACAAAUGCAAGUAGACGGGGCUGCGCCAGAUCAAGCACCACAUCCUGUGGACCCCAACUCAUUGAAGCAGCUAGCCACCGCAGCAGCAACCUUAUCGAUGCUCUGGGAGACUCGGACAUACCUUCGCCGUCUUUAUGGCGUUGGCUUCCAUUCAAUGCCGAAAGAAAGUAAAGCAAGUGCAAAAGAUCUAAAUAAGAGCCUAACGAAAGUGCAAGGCAUCGGGGGUGAUCGAUUGUGGGAUGCGAUAUCGAAGACGAUGGCUUCUCUGGAAAAUACCGAGGGAAUGACAAGGGUCUGUCGAGAGUUUGCGACUUUGAUGUCAAUUGACGACGAAUUGAGAGUUGCCGCUGAUGAUGACCGGGAUGGCAAUGACUCUGCAGCAGACUUUGGCGACAUGAGCGCAAUGUUGGGUGCUACCAAUGGUUCCAGACCAAGCAAGCGCAGAAGUUCAGUUUCAAGCGGCAAUGCGCCGAAGCGGCCGAGACAAAAGGGUCGACCCAAAAACACGAAAAAGAGAGGCAGCACUGAUUCAGAACAAGAUGGUGACUUUGACUAGUAACGAAGCAUACAUGGCGUUGAACAUAAACCGGCAAUAUGGAGAUUGGGACAAUUAAUUAUAUUUCUUGAGAAUAUGGAUGGCCUGAUGGCGUGAGGAUAUGGCAGUCUGCUUUAUGAGGACGGAUGGGCUUUCGAUCCUUGACAUGAAACAUUUGAAAUGGCUGUUAUGCUCUCGUAUGUGUUUUGGGGCAACCUUUUGGCAUAUUUUAUAGCAAGCAUAUUUAUGUGGCAACAAUAUAAAUCUGUAUCAUACUUCUAUA
Coccidioides posadasii C735 delta SOWgp is the source of this 5747-nucleotide messenger RNA. It is a transcript of the gene SCC2, whose product is annotated as Sister chromatid cohesion protein 2. Gene Ontology annotation, biological process: regulation of gene expression; establishment of mitotic sister chromatid cohesion; establishment of protein localization to chromatin. The record is from RefSeq and is a predicted model, not a curated record. Gene Ontology annotation, cellular component: Scc2-Scc4 cohesin loading complex. NCBI's taxonomy places the organism in Eukaryota, Fungi, Ascomycota, Eurotiomycetes, Onygenales, Onygenaceae. Gene Ontology annotation, molecular function: chromatin binding.